Messenger RNA from Aureobasidium uvarum, 1122 nucleotides. The record is from the annotation of a GenBank genome assembly. Lineage: Eukaryota; Fungi; Ascomycota; Dothideomycetes; Dothideales; Saccotheciaceae.
AUGGGUAGAUUCAGCUUGCGCCCCUCAAUGGGAUCCCGCCCUCAAUCGGCCGUGUUCGAAAAGUCUAGUCGUCCUUCCUCUGGCGUCUUCUCAUCUUCCUCACGACCAUCAUCUGGUGUCUUCGAUGGCGCCUACAUCCCAAGAUCGGAUGCGUCUGAUACCGGCAACCGUGAAAUUGCCGAANCUCGCUCAAGAUCUCAAGACCAAGCCGAGCAACACAAACAACACAACCUCGACAACUUUGUACAAAUCCUCACUCACCUCAAUGGCCUCCCUGCCACGCUCGAGCACAUGGGCCAGAUGCCUGACAUCGUCACUCUGAACCAAACCAUCGGCCGACAGUCGCAACAGAUCGCAGACCUCGAGGCACGUCUCGCAGCUUCCGAAGCCGCGCACAAGGAAGAGUCGGCAGCCCACAACAGCACAAGAGAACACGCCACACAGCUCAAAGCAAACUGCAACUCCAAGGACGAACGCAUCGCUCACCUCAAGUCUCUGCUCGAAAACAUCGACCAAGACGUCAAGGACGCUCGCGGCGCCCUCGAGACCAAAGAUCUGGAAAUGUCGACGUUGAAGACUGAACUCUCCAAGAUGAACUCGCUCGUCGCCUUCCAAGAUCAAGAACACGCCGCACUCAGUGACUCCAUCACAGCCAAGGACGACGAGAUCAAGCAAUUGCACGAAGGACUCGCUGGCAAUGACGCCGAGCUCGCACACACAAAGACAGUCCUCGCGCAACUGGACGCGCAGAUCGAGUCCAAAAACCAAGAACUGCACUCCCUGCGCACCGCCAACGAGCUGACCUUCCGCCAACUGCUCGAGUCCCAGACAGCAAGCAUGGAACACCUGUUUCAACAGCAAAGCCACACCACCGAUGCCUUGACCCAGCAAAUCGUCGAGUUGAAGCAACAAAUCCGUCUGCAGCAACAUCUCGAGACUCCCAAUACUCCCCCUGCCUCUAAUCCCGUCAGCCCUGCCGUCUCGACUGCAAGCGCAAGUUGGGGUAUGCCUGGCUUUGGCGUGUUUGGCGGCAAGAAGCCCAGGGCACAUAAGCGUUCGCAGAGCCAGAUUGUCAUCAAGGCCNCCCACAAGUUCGAUGUUCCUGUGCCUACCAUGCUUUGA